Molecule: messenger RNA, 1649 nt
Organism: Vigna umbellata (rice bean)
Lineage: Eukaryota; Viridiplantae; Streptophyta; Magnoliopsida; Fabales; Fabaceae
Source: RefSeq, a predicted model, not a curated record
AAUACUGCGGAUUGAUAGUCACUCGAUUAUAGCUGUCUGGUUUUUCCGUAUUUGGUCUGGGUAGAACAAAGCAGCAAAAAAACCAUGAAAGUGGUCGAAGUUCUGAGCAUAGCACCGAGCUCUGAAUCAAAAGAGCUACCGACAGAGGCAUCUUUCGCCCUCACCUUCUUCGACAUAUUAUGGCUAAGGUUACCCCCUGUUCAACGUGUCUUCUUCUACGAAUUUCAUCAUCCGACUGAUGUUUUUUUUGAUACCCUUCUUCCCAAACUCAAACGCUCUCUCUCUCUUGCACUUGGCCACUUUUUCCCUCUUGCUGGACACCUCACUUGGCCCACUCAUUCCACCAAACCCCUCAUCGUUUACAACCAAGGUGAUACUCUUUCAUUCACUGUAGCUGAAUCUGACGCCGAUUUCAACCAUCUUGCAGGCACAGAUUUCACCGAAGCUACAGAAACUCACCCUUUUGUACCUCCCUUGAACAUAUCCCACGAACAAACUACGCUUUUUGCCCUGCAAGUUACUCUCUUUCCGAACGCUGGAUUUGCCAUUGGAAUAACCUCCCACCAUGCUGUUCUUGAUGGCAAAGCUUCAACAACAUUUGUCAAAUCGUGGGCAUAUCUCUGCAGAGAAGCACAACCACCCUUUUCUUUGCCAGCGGAAUGGACUCCUUUCUUUGAUAGGGAAAUAGUGAACGACCCCAAAAAAAUAGGAGAAAAGUAUUCCCUUGAUUGGUUAAAGAUGGGUGGACCCAACAACAGAAGCCUCAAGGUUAGCGAGAUGCCUGUUCCAGAAGAAGCGACCAGAGGCUUGUUUCAUUUGUCUAGCUCAGGUAUUGAAAAGCUGAAGCAGAUUGUGCAGAGUAAAGAGAAUAACACGAACCUUCACUUGUCAACUUUUGUGCUAGCUGCCGCCUAUUCGAUGGUAUGCAGAGUGAAAGCAGAAGGUGGCCAAAGUACAAGUACUGGUUUCGGUCUGAAUGUUGAUUGCAGGCGUCAGAUGGAGCCGCCUGUUCCUCCAACGUAUUUAGGGAACUGUGUUGGUAUCACAGUCGCAAUUACUGAAACAAAAGACUUGUUGGGGGAGGAUGGACUUAUCGUGGCUGUGAAAGCACUGAGUGAAGCUUUGGGAACAUUGAAGAAGGAAGGUUUUCUGCAUGAAGCAGAAGACUGGUGGAAGAUGGUGUAUGAAAGUUACAAAGUCGGUGACACAAAAACAGCUGCUUUUGCAGGGUCACCGAGGUUUGAAAUUUACAGUAGUGAUUUUGGUUGGGGAAAACCAACGAAGGUGGAGAUGGUGUCUAUUGACAGAACUGCAGCGUUUUGUUUUUCAGAUAGCAGAACAGGUGACGGAAUUGAAAUAGGUUUCGUGACCAAGAAAAAAGCUAUGGAGACCUUUGCUUCUCUCUUUGAAGAAGGCCUUCAAUCUUGAGUCCCUAUCCAACCAGUUUGGGUAGAUCUUGUGCUUUUCGGGAAUAAGACUCUCUAUCAUUUGGUAGCUUAUUGUCAUCUGAAAUGUUGUGUCGGUUUGCAAUGAUAAAAUAAAUCAUUUGACAGCCAUGUAUUAGCGGCAUAGGUAUUGAUUAUCCCCAUGUUUGGGUAGAUAAUUUCUCUUUUCAGGAAUAAAAGUCUGGCAAAACUUUUUAUCUCUUA